Triplophysa dalaica is the source of this 3992-nucleotide messenger RNA. It is a transcript of the gene znf385d, whose product is annotated as zinc finger protein 385D. The coding region runs from base 415 to 1635 and encodes 406 amino acids. The record is from RefSeq and is a predicted model, not a curated record. The transcript is spliced from 8 exons. Gene Ontology annotation, molecular function: zinc ion binding; nucleic acid binding. NCBI's taxonomy places the organism in Eukaryota, Metazoa, Chordata, Actinopteri, Cypriniformes, Nemacheilidae. Gene Ontology annotation, cellular component: nucleus.
AAGAGAGAUAAGAGGAAAGAGAGAGAGAGGGCGCUGUGUCUGAGAAACACUCAGACAGAACAAAUGAGCAGCCGCGGCUCGUCUCGCUCUAGAGAUGCUGAUAUCGGCACCGGAGCGAGAGCUCUUUCAACACAGAGACACAUUACAACUGCAGAGAAAACAACAGAGCCACAGCUGAGCAGAAAACAACUGCUACAAGACAGUUAGAGAGACAAACAGAAAGAGAGAGAGAGAGAGAGUGUUGGGAUUGUUAGGAGCAAAGAUUUAAAGAGAGCUACCAAAAGAAAGAAAGAAAGAAAGCAGAUUAAAGACUGGUGUUGUGCUGCCCGCAUGUUCUUAUUCUCCACACACUCACACAGAUACACAUGAGAUGGAUUCAGUCUUAACAGCAGCGGUGUCUACAGAUCUGGACGCAUGAUGACCAUGGAGAGCAUGUUUAUUGGUAACCCGUGCCAGAGUGGACUGGUGCCGGCGUUGGUACGAGCUCCUCUGCCCGCUGUGACACCGUCUCUGGGCAUGAAGCGGUUCCUGUCCUUCCCUCUGGACAGCGGCUCACUGCUGGGUCUAGUGCCUGGAUUUAGUUCGAUGGACCCUCUUCAGAAGGCUGUUUUACAUCACACGUUUGGUGUUCCUGCUUCUACUAAAAGGAAAUGUGUGUCGUGCACCGUGUGCAAGCUGAGGUUUAACUCACAGAGUCAGGCACUGGCCCACUACAAAGGCACCAAACAUGCCAAGAAGCUGAAAUCCUUGGAUGCCCCAAAAUGCCUCAGACAGAAGAGCCCUCCGGCCACCAGAGAAAAUAUCAACAGUGAGCCGUCUAGAGGCCUCUCACCCGCCACGACGGCCAACAACGACGACAAAAGAGAUGAAGGUCCUGGAGAGCUCGUGGCUCCUUCAUCUCCCUCAUCCACCCCCAACAUGAGCCCCAGGGAGGCGGAGUCUACUUCAGUGUCAGGAGGUGAGGACGGCCCCUCCAUCGCACCCAGCCCACCACAUCAGACAGAACAAGAGAGUGAAGUGACAUCAGAGAUGGAGUCAGAGGAGAAGAAAGCCCUGCGUCUGCUCUACUGCUCUCUCUGUAAGGUGGCCGUCAACUCCGCAUCCCAGCUGGAGGCGCACAACAGUGGCACCAAGCACAAGACCAUGCUGGAGGCUCGCAGUGGAAGCGGUUCCAUCAAAUCUUUUCCCAGACCCGGGCUAAAAAGCAAGCUGUCGACGCCCACCAAGACAGACCUGGGCCUGCAGAACAAGAUCUUUCACUGUGAAACCUGUGACGUGCACGUCAAUUCAGAGACGCAACUCAAACAGCACAUUAGCAGCAGACGCCACAAAGACAGAGCAGCGGGAAAGCCUUCCAAACCCAAGUACGGUCCUUACUGCAAAACCCAAAGAGGACAACCCAACCAGACGCAGGUGAAGAUGGCAGUGGGAGAAGACUUGUGUCCAUCCCUGACAAGCAGGAUAAUGUCGUCACACCUGGCAGCUGUCGCCGCUGCUGUAAACUCCGCCUUUCCCCUGCGUGCCUGUCAUAACCCCGCCCUCUUUCAGACUCAGACCCUCCCGGCCACGCUGCUCCGCCCGGCCCCGGGGCCAAUCAGGACUGCUCACACUUCUGUACUGUUCGCCCCUUAUUGACCUUUGAACUAUGACCUCACAUGCUUGGAUCAUCGCUUUUGUCACUCCAUAACACCUCAUCAAAUGCGACAUAUCGCAAUAAUUUGAAAUUAAAACAGGAGCCAGGUAACUAUGCAUUGUCCUUUUUAUGUGACACACUGAAGCUAUAAAUGUUCCGGUGAGUUGUUUUUCAUUAUCAUCACGGUACAAUGUGUACGACAUCAAAGGAAAAAAAAAAAUAUUUUUUUAAAGAUAUGCCAUUAUAAUUUACUCGCUGUCAUUCCUAGAUGUAUUAUUUUCCGACUUCGGCGAAACGCAAGAAUUGAUGUUAGACAGAAUGUCCGAGCUGUUUUUAAGACAAGGAAACGAAGUGAUUCAUAUAUAAUCCAGUGUGCUGUUUCAAGCUUUGCGCCAACAAGAAAUGUUUUUAUUGGAUAUGAAUUUUCUGUUCGUGACACAAAACUGAUGUGUUUUCAUUUCAUAGCUCAUUCAUUGUAUAAAAGAACAGCUUGGACAUUGUGCUUUGUGUUUACUGAGGCAAUAAAAUAAUACAGGUUUAAAAAAGUAUGAUGACGGUGAGAUGUCGACAAAAAUGGGCAGAUUGUAAUUUUAAAUUUUGAGAUGAAAUUGUAAACAAAGAUGUUAUGGAGAGGGUUAAUAUUUGACUGCUGUUGCACUUUAGGAUGUUGUUGUUGUAGACGUUCACUGCUUUUGAUGACUAGAACCCUCCUGGUAUCAACUGUUUGUGUAAUGAGGUGAUCACUGCUUCAUACAGUAUGUAAAUGAUGUGCGACAGGAUUGGUGACGGGUCUGGUGGUGUCGGUUAAAGAACUACUUCUUUAAGAAAAGAUCAUGUUCCAUUAAGAUAUUUUGUAAAUUUCCUACCGUAAUAUCAAACUUUCUUUUGUGAGUGGAUGCAGACAAAUCAAAAACAAAAAUGGCCCUUAAACACGUCUACAAACUUCACUCGCCGCUGGCCGCUCUUUGAGAAUUAGCCAUUCAUGUUUGGUAUCAAUGUAAAGCUUAGAAUUUAUACUUCCGGGUUCAUCUCCACAAUGCCAUUACAGCGGUAAGCCAAUAGAGAGCAUUAAAACAAACCUGUUUCUUGUAGCAAUGUCGUGCUAAGCCUCCUCUAAAUUCUCAGAAUUUAGAUUUUAUUUUGCACCCUCAGAGUUUUAAAUAGUUGUAUCUUGGCCAAACGUCAUCCCAUCCAAAAAAAACAUACUGUACGUCAAUGGAAAGCUUAUUUAUUUAGCUUAAAUGUUGACCCUUAUUGUGGUCGAGGGUCUCACAUCUUCAAUCUUUCUAUUUCAUCUUAAAGCUACUGUACAAUUUGUAACUUUUAGCUUUAAAAGAAACUCAGUGAUUGAGCAAGUACAUAAACCAUUUGUGUCCGAAACUUUCUGCUUAUCUUACCGCAAUUCACAACAAUAAGAUUGAAUAAUAAUGAUGUUUUAUAUGCUGGGAACAAUUUUGCAGUAGUUAGAGAUACGCAUAUGAACUUUGAUUCAAUAUUCAAACUGUUGGCGAUGGAGCGGCAAAAGUUGAUUUAAUAUUGAGCGAUAUGUAAACCGGAUUGAUCUUCCUGAAAACUGUAAACACUGCACCGCUGUGUUUAAGCAUCUCGAAUAAGUAUUUUAGGUUAGUAUUUUAUCCAACAAAUGAAAAAUCUACAUUUGGCAAACCCAUUUCAAAUCUUUGUCAUUAUUUUGUCAGAUCCAUUUGGUGUCACUUGCAGCACAGAAAUGAUACACACCACCAUCUUUAACUGGAACACGCCUUGUCCAUCCAAAUCAGGUCAUUAAAGAAGAGUUCACGUGUUCUUCAUAGAGCACAUUUCAGGUCUUGUGUUUGUGUGUUUCACACACUACAUUGAUUGAAUGUGUUGUUUGACAUGUUCAUCCUGUGUGUUAUUGACAACAUGAAUGUUGUGAAAUGUGUUCAGUUAGAAUUUGUGUCUUUGAUUGAUCUAUGAGAUGGAGAACUGUAAAAGAUGCUGAUCCAAUCGAAAGCGAAAGAAAUUUGUUCCAGCUCACAUUAAGCCCUGCUGUAGCGUGCGUGUUUAUGUGUGUGUGCACGCGUGUGUGUGGCAGGAUGCAGGGGAAGAUGAGCGCUUGAUUUCCAAAGUAAAAUCCUACUGAUUCAUGUCAAAGCAAGGUUAAAAAAUAUAUUGGAAUGUAUGCAAAACAGAUUAUGUAAAUGUGUAGGAGUGUGUUUGUUUGAGUUUGUGUGUUAUUAAAUGCCUUUCACCGGAAGAUGUCCCUGGGAAAAAUCUAAUGAAUAUAACAUUAGCUGCUGCGGGGUCACAACGCUUGUCUGUCUCUUCUUGCAAUGUGAAAACAAACAAACAAUUUCAAAUAAAGAAUCCUGCUUUGUAA